CAAGUUAGCAGGGUGAAAUGGCGUGCUGGACGGUGAAGGCGCAGAUGCUGGGAGGCGAUGGAAUGCCAGAAAUACGGCGAUUUUCGUGUUCGUCAGCCACUACCUUCCAUCAACUGUACCAAAAGAUAAAAGUCAUGUUUCCUGAACUCCUCAACAGGCAUUUUAGUCUUCAUUGGAAAGAUGAAGAUGGGGAUUUUGUGUCCUUUUCCUCGGACGAAGAAAUGUCGGAGUUUUCAAAGAAUCUCGUUGACGGUUACUUGAAGAUAUUCGUGAAAGUACACAUUCCGUUCACCCAGAAGCCAAAUUUUGGGCCAACUGGAUCAAAGCUGUCUGAAGUUGAAAGAGUAGAAUUUAUGCAAUAUGUUGCUGCCGGCUUAAAGAUAUUUCUUGAUUAUAUGACAACACUUGGAAAGAAUGGCAGCAAAGUUUCAAGGAACGGUGGUCAAAUGGAAUCUGAUGACGUCAUAUUCCACAGUACUCCUGGAAACGAAAGCGAAAAAUCAAAUGAAGCAGACUCUGAGGCUGCUGUCCAGGAUCAAGAUACUGAUACUUUGGAGCGCAAACACGACUCAGGUUCUGAAAGCGAGGAGAAAGAAACAAUGAAACAACAGACAGACCACAAAUCAUCAUCACCAGAAGAUACUCCUAAAUCAAGUGGUCAUAUUGACGAGGCCAUGCAGCAGUUGAUAUCCAUGGGCUUCCACAAUGAGGGCGGAUGGCUCCUUCGUCUAUUAGAAGAAAAAGAUGGCCGAAUUGAUGACGUGUUGGAAGACAUUUUUUCUGAGGAAUAUAUUUCGAAAACAAGGCGACAGAAUCAGUAUAGAUCAGGACUGAUGUGUACCGGUUGUUCGGACCACUUGUCUGAUGAGGAAGUUUGGUACCGAUGCCCCCUGCGUCCUGAUGUCAAUCUCUGCCAACAUUGUAUGGAACGAGGAGUCCAUAAAAUAAACAAGUGUUUUUGGGAAAAUGAGAGUAUUCCAUUUAAAAAAGUUUUUCAACACUUGGGAAAACACUUUGAUGAAGAUGGCGACAGACACAGCAAAGAAAAGGAUGAGAGUCGCAGUUAUGAGGAAGAAUUCAUGAAAACAUUUAGCUAUGUUUUUAAGAACAUUUCAAAAGUAUUUCCAGGAAUGUUUGUAUCAAAACCGAAACCCGAAAACGCAAAACCAAAAUCAAGAGAAACCCCUAGAUCGUGUUCGAAACAAAAAGAUGACGACUCGGAAGAAGUUAAAAUGGAAACAACUGGAAAUUCUGACGUAGAUGUUGACGGGCCUGCAGCAGGGACAGACUCGUCCAAAAAUGACGGACAGUGGACUUUUUUAGAGGACGACAUUCUUCAAACUGAGCCCAAACAGGAACUGGAAGGUAAAACGGAAACGGAAACAAAUGCUUGCCAAGCCGACAAACCACAGAAGGCUGAACAAUCUCCGGGUUUUGAAAUGAUGGAGCCACCAAGUGAUCCAAUGAUUGCCGAAUCCCUAACGGAAAUGAUGUCAAUGGGUUUCCACAAUGAUGGAGGAUGGUUACAGUGUCUGCUGGAAGAGAAGGAUGGUAACAUCGAGAAGGUACUGGACAUCAUACAGAAGAGUGCCAAAGAAAACAAAUAAAUGGAUUUCAUAUAAGAUUAUUUUAUUUCUAUCUGAUUAUCUCGGUAUGAUAUAAGUGUGAUAAGUUUGGAUA
Molecule: messenger RNA, 1680 nt
Organism: Saccostrea echinata
Lineage: Eukaryota; Metazoa; Mollusca; Bivalvia; Ostreida; Ostreidae
Product: sequestosome-1-like
Exons: 9
Coding region: 18-1607 (529 amino acids)
Molecular function (GO): protein binding
Source: RefSeq, a predicted model, not a curated record